AAACAGACACAACAACAAUAUAGUCAAUGUGGAUUUAACAUGUAUAUCAGAGAAUUGCCUGAAGUCUAGGGAGUCAACCAAGGUUUCUGAGUUGAAUCCUAAUGCAAAGGUGUGGGGAAAUCAUAUGUUACACUUGGAAGCAAGUGGUGCCACUGAUGGUAGCGUGAAUAAAACGUGGGAAGAAAUAUCUGACCAACCUCCAGAUUCUUGUAAAGAAGGACUGGAUGCCAAUGGUGAUGGCGACAAAAAGCAUCAGAAUGCAGUGCUGACAGAGCUGCAGGAGCCAUCGCCAGCAGUUUCAGUGUCAGACCAGACAGAUAUGAACCCUUUGGCUCUCAAUCAUUCUGAGUAUGAGUCUAUGCAUGAAACCACCCAGCCAGGUGGAAACGAACAGUUGCAGCCAGAAGGUCAGGAAGAUUUACGAGAAUUACUGAAGAAAACACUGGAAUUCUGCUUAUCUAGAGAAAAUCUUGCCAGUGACAUGUACCUUAUAUCACAGAUGGACAGUGAUCAGUAUGUGCCAAUAAUGACAGUAGCAAACCUUGAUCACGUCAAGAAACUCAGUACUGAUAUGGAUUUGAUUGUUGAAGUGCUGAGAUCAUUGCCUUUAGUCCAAGUGGAUGAGAAGGGAGAAAAAGUUAGGCCAAAUCAGAAUCGCUGUAUUGUGAUUUUACGUGAAGUACCUGAAUCUACCCCCAUUGAAGAGGUUGAAGCACUUUUCAAAGGAGAUAAUUUGCCUAAAUUUAUCAACUGUGAGUUUGCCUAUAACGACAAUUGGUUCAUCACAUUUGAAUCAGAAGCCGAUGCACAACAGGCUUACAGAUACCUUAGAGAAGAAGUGAAAACUUUCCAAGGAAAACCAAUUAAGGCAAGGAUAAAAGCAAAGGCAAUAGCUAUAAACACAUUUUUGCCAAAGAAUGGAUACAGACCUCUGGAUAUGAACCUCUACACGCAGCAGCGUUACACAACAUCGUUUUACUUACCUCCAGUAUACAGUCCACAUCAGCAGUUUCCAUUGUACAGCUUGAUUGGCCCACAGACCUGGUCAGCCACACACAGCUACCUUGACCCUGCAUUGGUAACACCAUUUCCAAAUACCGGAUUUAUCAAUGGGUUCACAUCUCCAACCUUCAAGCCUGCUGCUUCUCCUCUGACUACACUCAGACAAUAUCCUCCCAGGAACAGGAAUCCUAGCAAGUCUCAUAUACGACAUACAAUACCCAGUGCAGAAAGGGGACCUGGGCUUCUAGACAGUCCUACAAUAUUCAACUUUUCUGCUGAUCGUUUAAUCAAUGGCGUCAGGAGUCCACAGACGCGGCAGCCGGGACAAAACAGGACACGGAUGCAGAAUGCCAGUACGAGUUACACCAAGAGGGAAGUAGGAACCGGACGGAUGGAACAGACCAGUGUUGACUCGUCUCCUGGACUAGGUAGAGGAAGGAAAAACUCAUAUGGUUAUCGAAAGAAAAGGGAGGACAAGUUUACAAGAGGCCAAACACAGUCUCCACCACCCCCAAAGCCUCCAUCUCCUAGCUUUGAAUUGGGUUUGUCUAGCUUUCCUCCAUUACCUGGGGCUGCUGGCAAUUUAAAGACUGAAGACCUUUUUGAAAACAGACUGUCCAAUGUGGUAAUAGGAACGUCAAAAGAACGAAACAUUAAUGUGGAUGCAAGUACAAACACUAUUCCGUCGGGAGUUCCUCGAGAGCCAUUGUUGCCAGUUUCUUCUACAUUGCCCAGGACGUUUGAAAGGUCUCCUUCGCCAUCCCAGUCUUCUGAGGAAUCCAAGGUUGUGGAUAAACAGCAGAGAGAGAUACAGAGUACGGAAAGGCUUUCUUCUUCCACACUCAGCACCGCAUGUAAAUCGGUACAAGUCAAUGGGGCUGCCAUAGAACUGAGAAAACCUAGUUAUGCAGAAAUCUGCCAGAGAACAACUAAGGAUCCUCCUACAUUGCAACCCCAGAAAGAACAGAAGCCAAACACUGUAGCAUGUGGGAAAGAAGAAAGAAAGACCACAGAAACAAUAGAGAAAAACAGAGAACCUCCUCCUGCAAAGUCACAUCCUGGACAACCCAAAGACCAGAGGAGACAGUCAGGACGCAGAUCAUCCCCUCCAGCCGUUGGCAAACGCUUAAAUAAAGAACAGAGUACCCCUCCAAAAUCUCCUCAGUGAAACUAACAACUGGGAGGGAUUUGAAAAGAGGUCUGCUUCCCACAAAUUAAACCCAUGUUCCCACUAAGAUACCUGAGAAUGAGUUGCUGGUUAGGAGCUUGCAGUGAUACUAGGC
Molecule: messenger RNA, 2285 nt
Organism: Pterocles gutturalis (yellow-throated sandgrouse)
Lineage: Eukaryota; Metazoa; Chordata; Aves; Pterocliformes; Pteroclidae
Gene: LARP4B
Product: La ribonucleoprotein domain family, member 4B
Exons: 16
Biological process (GO): positive regulation of translation
Cellular component (GO): cytoplasmic stress granule; cytosol
Molecular function (GO): mRNA 3'-UTR binding
Source: RefSeq, a predicted model, not a curated record